UGUCACAAAUGGUUUGUUUUGAGUGUGUGAUUUAAUUUUAUUAACAAAACAGCUUUAAAUUAAAAUUAUUUACCCUAAAUACUUUCAUAAAUUUUAAAUAAUCUUGCCUAUGAAAAUGUUGGCAAAUCAGGGUUUCACAUUAGACAUGGAAAAAGCAGAUUUAGGUAAUUUAGUAACUGAGCAAUUGGAAAUGGAUAAAACUGUUGAACAAUAUCCCAAUAUUCCAAUAAUACAUAUCCUCGGAACUUUGCCCAAUGGAAAUAUAUGUUUGGUUGGAGAUGAUCAGUUCUUGCAACAACAUGAAAACAAUACCAUUGAAGUUAUAGAACAACAAGAAAACAAGAACAUAAGAACAAUACUAUUGCCCCCACCACAAACAUCAGAACCACACCAGGAACUUGAGAACUCAUUGAAUAAUACUGCAUCAAAACCCACAGAUUUUCCAUACAAAUGUUUUAAGUGUAGUGAAAAGUUCAUGACAAUCUUGCAAUAUAGAAAACACAUGAUUUGGCAUAGACAUAUGAAAAAAUACAAAUGCACAAAGUGUUCGGCUGGGUAUAAUGUGGAGAGCAAUUUGAAAAUCCACAUGGCAAUGCAUAUUGAAGGAAAACCUACUUGUCCAAUUUGUAAUUUGAGUUUUCAAAGAAAAGCCAGUUUGAAAUCGCAUCUAUUCAUACAUCAAGUUGAAGAGACUUAUGUUUGUGAAGAAUGCAAAGCUGAAUUUGAUAAAGAAGAUGACUUAAUAAAACAUUUUGAAAUACAUGCAACAAAUGUGUCAGCUGAAAACAAAAUUUUGACUUGUUCUUAUUGCAAAGUGGAAUUUGAGGAUACAUCAACAUAUAGAGAGCACAUAUCACACCACAUUAAAGCCAAAAAGUUGCUCAACAAAGGCAAAAGAACCAAGAAAAAGAGCACUAAAGAUGGAAAAUUUGUUUGUGAACAGUGCAACAAGUCUUUCAUAAAACAUUCACUUUUAGAAAGACAUGAAAGAAUUCAUACUGGAGUGAGACCAUUUGUGUGUCAUAUAUGUAAAAGAGGUUUUACACAAAGGGGAACUUUGCAUAUACACAUGAAAAGACAUGAAGGGAUUAAACCAUAUGAAUGUACUUUAUGUCCUGCAAAAUUUGGCCAAAAAGGAAAUUUGAAAGUUCACAUUGAAAAAACCCACACUGCCUCGUCGUCUGAAGAAAGAAAGUUCAAGUGUUUCAUUUGUCCCUGUAUUUUUAAAAAAGUUAGUUCACUGAAUGCUCACAUGACGAGAGUACAUACCAAAAAUCCACCAGAUGUAGGUGCCAAUUUCGUUAUGGAACAGCUAAAACGGCUGGAGGAAUGCGUUAAAUCAGAUGAAAAAAUUGCUGUUUCUGAAACUACUUUGGUGGAAGAAAGGGUGGCAAAAAAAGAGCCAGAAGCUGACUAUGGAUAUCUGACGUCAAACGAUAGUGUGGCGAAUUCGAACGGAUUAAGAAAGUAUUUGGUGAAACAGAAGAAAAUUGGUGAUACUAGAUUUUACUUUUGCAAUUAUUGCAUGAAGCAGUUCAAGAAGCCGUCCGAUUUAAUUAGACAUAUUAGGAUUCACACCAAAGAAAAGCCAUUUAAGUGCAAAACAUGCUCAAGUUGUUUUUCACUGAAGUCCACGUUACUAGCCCAUAUUAAAACACACGAAGCAAAAACUUCGUUACACACUUGCUCUUUGUGCAACGCCUCGUUCUAUGGUGUCCAGAAACUCGCAGCUCAUUUAAAAAGACACAACAUACAAACUGUUAAUUAUAUUUGUAAGCAAUGCAACCAAAUUUUUAACACUCAAGAAGAUGCUACUCAGCAUUCGCUCAGUACAAGUGAAGAGAAACAUUCUGUAACUGUACUGAUUAAAAGUCCGUUGCCAGAGAGUCCCCACGGAUUAAACCAAAUGAAAAUAAUUAAACCUAGAAUAACAGCAAUUGAAGAUGGAGCAGUAAAACGAAUACCUAACUGCAACAUUUGCAAUCAAAAAUUUUCCAAAGUUUCGUUAUUUAGACAACACAUGAAAAAUCACAGCGAAAAGAAUAAUAUAUGUCCUUACUGUUCAAAAUCGUUUAGAACACCGUUGCGUUUGAAUGUUCACAUGAAUUAUCACAUGAAUAUCAGGAACUAUCAAUGUGGCAUUUGUGCUAAAAAAUUCGUUACUUCUCAUAUGCUUAAGCGCCAUCAAUUGGUGCACGUUACCCAAAAACCGUAUGGUUGUAACUAUUGCGAGAAAAAAUUCAAGACUUCGAUGUUGUGCAAACAGCACGUGAGGAGAGUGCAUAAAAUCGAAAGCACGUUAACAAACAACGACCAAGGGGAAAUUUCGACGGUUUUGAACUUUUCUGAUAUGAUAAAUGAAGAUGAUCCUGUAAAAAAUUCGGAUGAAAUUGGCGUGAUUUCAGACAAUCUUUCCUCCGAAAAUAUAUUUCAGACGACCGAAGUAGCUGAAAACCAAUUUUACAGUAUUCCUGAGAACAUCCAAGUUUUGACGGAGGAUACUUCUACGUCUUUAUUGCAUAACGACAACCCAUUCGAAACAUAUUAUAUUAAUUCUGAGGGCCUACUGGUAAAUAAUGCUAAUGUGUUUUCAGAAAUAAAACUCGAGGGCAACGGUAAUUUCCUACUUAAAACCGUCGGCGAUUUACAAGAGAAGACGGUCUUCAACGAGAACUUGAACAUCAAUAAUCAGGAAAUAAUCAACGUCAAUCAUUUUUUCAAUAACGAACAGGAGGAAUCUCAAAAGACGGAAAAACAUCAGGAGUUUGAAAUGUUGAAAACCGAUUUGAACAACUUGGAUGAGACUUUAUUAACUGACCCUAUUCUAUUUACUAACGAAGUCUCCACAGAAAAUCUGUUGUCCAACAACGAUUUGAUCAGCGCUGAUACAUUAAUGACUGACCCAAACUCUUACACUAAUUACAUUUGUAGCAGGUGCAAUAAAAUGUACCCAGACAUUGACAAUUUUAAAAAACACAACUGUGAUGAGACGCUGAAAGAGGGGACGGACGAAAUUAAAAUUGUCGCUGAAAAUGUGACGGGUUUCAAGUGUUCAGUUUGCAGUAAAGUGUUCAAGUCGAAGCAAACACUUUCCAAGCAUUCAGAAAUGCACGGCAAGGAGAGAAAGUCGACGCAGUCGAAAGUUUGCAAUUUUUGCCAGAAGGAAUUCAAGAAGAACUGCGAUCUCCAACGACACUUGAGAACUCACACGGGCGAAAGGCCUUUUGCUUGUAAAAAGUGUGACAAAAAGUUCGCAUUGAAGUCGACUUUGAUGUCGCACAUUCGAACGCACGAUCCGAACGUUAGUAAGAAAUUUAACUGUUCGGUUUGUAAUUCGUUUUUCAUUUCGAAGUCCACACUCAAAAUGCACAUGUCUGUGCAUACAGGCUCUAGGCCGUACGAGUGUAGCUUCUGUCCCAUGAAAUAUCGGACGCUCAAGUCGAAGAACCAACACGAGGCCAGCAAACACAAGUCGAAUCAAAAGGGGAAGCCACCUCAGCAAAGUAUCACCAGUUUAUUGGCAUCAGUUGCGAACGAAAUCGUGCCUUUGGAACAGCCUCAAACCAGCUCCGUCCUCAUUACAGCCGAUGACAUUAACACCGUACAAGAUGUUAAUCAGGAAUUGGCGCAGCCGUUGCAGAUUGUUUCCGGUGAUCUCCUGCAACAUCUCCAGACUUCCGAUAUUAUCAUACAAGAUCAGGCCACGCUGGACGCCCUUCCUUCCAUCAUUCGAUUGGAAGACUUAUCGUUGUUGAAUUUAAAAAUCGAUAACACCGGAGUUGCGGAAACCUUUCCUAUAAUCGCAACUGAAACUCAAGUUGAAACCGUAUUGGAAAAACCACGAAUACAUGAGUGUGAUAUUUGCCACAAGAGUUACGCCUCCAAAGACGUCUUACGCAAACACAGAAAGACUCACGGAUUGAAUAAAACGUAUUUCUGCGAGCUCUGCAUCAAAGGCUUUGAUAAAGAGACUGAUUUUGAGAAACACAACAAAGUACACAUGGGAUACAGACCGUAUUCGUGUCAUUUUUGCAAUAACAGUUUUUCGGAUUUGCGAGGCCUCAAUUCGCAUGUCAAAAGGAUACAUGGUGGCGUUCAAUAAAUAAGUACAUCAAUUUUUAUGAUGUUUUAGGAUACAUGGUGACGUUCAAUAAAUGGAUACAUCAAUUUUUAUAACGGAGAUCAUUGGUAUCGAUGAUAUAGAUUCUAUAUUCUCAUGU
This is a messenger RNA of Aethina tumida (small hive beetle), 4220 nucleotides long. RefSeq names its product zinc finger protein 107-like. Gene Ontology annotation, molecular function: RNA polymerase II transcription regulatory region sequence-specific DNA binding; DNA-binding transcription factor activity, RNA polymerase II-specific. Lineage: Eukaryota; Metazoa; Arthropoda; Insecta; Coleoptera; Nitidulidae. Bases 110 to 4102 code for a protein of 1330 amino acids. Gene Ontology annotation, cellular component: nucleus. Gene Ontology annotation, biological process: regulation of transcription by RNA polymerase II. The record is from RefSeq and is a predicted model, not a curated record. The transcript has 17 exons.